Messenger RNA from Arabidopsis lyrata subsp. lyrata, 671 nucleotides. RefSeq lists its product as uncharacterized. NCBI's taxonomy places the organism in Eukaryota, Viridiplantae, Streptophyta, Magnoliopsida, Brassicales, Brassicaceae. The record is from RefSeq and is a predicted model, not a curated record. The transcript is spliced from 2 exons. The coding region runs from base 3 to 377 and encodes 124 amino acids.
UUAUGAAAAAUUAUGGAUUCAAACUUUGCCAUGUGGAAAGAAGAGCUCGUACAUGUACCCGUAGGGGUUGUGGUAAAGUCAUAGAAUCUCAUGAACCGGAAGAUCAGUAUGGUAGUCGUUAUAAGGGUAAAAUGGAUUUAGCUGAUGCGUUGGUGGUUCAGUCCAUGUUCUUCUAUCGCAUGGAUGUUGGCACGCCAGCUAAUAUGCUCGUCCUAUCGAGUGAUCCCGAUUUUGCAACUACGGUUGCUACGUUGAAGUCGAGAGGAGUUACAGUCUUUGUUGCAGCAGAACAAGAUGCUAACCCUAUUCUUCUUCGAAGUGGAGAUGCUGGCUGGUACUGGUCUAAAUUGAUUAAUGGAGAGGGCUCUGAUUUCUGAUCUCUGAAGAAGAGAAAUUUGAUCGGGUAAUAGUUAUGCUUUAGUUAUUACUUUAGAUUUUAGUUAACGUAUAGGUUUAUUAGGUACUUCUUGAAAGUGUAGGACUGGUUCGUGUCUGGUCUCUUAAGAAGUGUUCAAGAAGUAGAGCUCUUCCUAGAUAUACAUAAAUUCAAUGCUUUCUCUUAGUUAUGGACCUAUGGUUAUCAAAAUGGUUUAAGGUUCCUUUUAUAUGUGAUUUCUGUUUCGGAUUUCCUUGAUCGUGUUUGAGUUAUUUUCAUCUUGUUCUUCCGGUUA